CCCGCGUCCAAAGAGAUUUCCCCACUUUGUUUUUUUCUUCCUGUAGCGAAUGGACUUUUUAACUGCCCCUCCGUCUUCUUUCAGUCGGACGCACCACUGAUACAAACCUCGACAGCCUCCCGCCUUGCAAGCCCAGCCAGUUGAUCCAGAGACAUCUGAGACCGCCCGUCCAUUCCCCCAUCCAACACCAGCCAAAAUGAUUAUCUACAAGGACAUCAUCUCCGACGACGAGUUGAUCUCGGACUCGUUCGACACCAAGCUGGUCGACGACAUUGUCUACGAGGCCGACUGUGCCAUGAUCACGCUGAAUGCCGUCCAAGUCGACACUGGCGCCAACGCCUCCGCUGAGGAGGCCGACGAGGCUCUCGAUGACGGCCCGACCAAGGUCAACAACGUCAUCCACUCUUUCCGUCUCCAGAGCACCAGCUUCGACAAGAAGUCAUAUCUGACUUACCUUAAGGGCUACCUUAAGACUGUCAAGGAGAAGCUCAAGGAGCAGGGCAAGUCCGACGACGAGAUCAAGGCUUUCGAGACGGGCGCCCAGAAGUGGGUCAAGGAGAAGCUUCUCCCCGGCUUCAAGGACUUCGAGUUCUACACUGGCGAGGGCAUGAACCCCGACGCAAUGGUUGCUCUCCUGAACUACCGGGAGGACGGUGUUACCCCUUACUUUACAUUCUGGAAGCACGGCCUGUCAGAGAUGAAGGUUUAAACACCUGCAUCUUUUACGUACUAUCGACAAGAAUCGAGAUUUUUAUUUUUGACGAUUUGAGCCGCCGGUCCAUAUAAAGGUCAUCCAUCUUUCUUGUAAUGCAUGCUUGGGCAUUUGUCUUGCAAGCUAUGAAUAGGCCGCGGUCCUAAUCCAAAAAAAAGACCAAAAAAAAAAAAAGAAGAAACGAGCACAAGCAGCAUGCCCUGGUCCCAAUUCAAUUUGAUUAAGGGUAUUGUUCCGGGGUUCUACACCGGUCAAGAAAACCAACUAACCAGGUGGUGUUUCGUUUGUGAUACGGCAGUAGGGAAUGCCGUUGUAAGUAUCUGGAUCCGGUCAAUGGCAUAUCGUAGAAAAAAUGAACGUCAUGCCGUACCCGUAUGUAUUCACAAAACCGAUACAAAUCGGCUUGAGACGG
Gaeumannomyces tritici R3-111a-1 is the source of this 1124-nucleotide messenger RNA. Its product is annotated as translationally controlled tumor protein. Gene Ontology annotation, molecular function: calcium ion binding. Lineage: Eukaryota; Fungi; Ascomycota; Sordariomycetes; Magnaporthales; Magnaporthaceae. The coding region runs from base 197 to 709 and encodes 170 amino acids. The transcript has 5 exons. The record is from RefSeq and is a predicted model, not a curated record. Gene Ontology annotation, cellular component: cytoplasm.